This is a messenger RNA of Quercus lobata, 726 nucleotides long. RefSeq lists its product as uncharacterized. The record is from RefSeq and is a predicted model, not a curated record. The transcript has a single exon. Bases 1 to 726 code for a protein of 241 amino acids. NCBI's taxonomy places the organism in Eukaryota, Viridiplantae, Streptophyta, Magnoliopsida, Fagales, Fagaceae.
AUGCUAGAAGGGGAGACUCUGAAGACGUACUCGGACAGAUACUGGGAAAUGUUCAACGAGAUUAUUGGUAACUUUGAUGACAUGGCCAUCAACACCUUCAAGGCUGGCCUCUUAACCGAGCACGGUUUCAGGAAGUCUUUAACUGGCAAACCUGUCACCAGUGUGCGCCAACUCAUGGACUGGAUUGAUAAGUACAAGAGGGUUGAGGAAGACCAGCAGCUGGGGAAAGGAAAAGCUAAGGUUAUCCCUCAGGAGAUGAGGAGUUUCAGGUCAGACCGGUAUAAUAAUAACAACUGGCCUGGGAGAUACUUUGCUGGGCAGUCAAGAUUUACUAAUACUCAGGCGGUUAAUACGGUGUUCCAAGAACUGGUACAUCAGGUUUUGGAGAAGAUUAAAAAUGAGCGGUUCUUUAAAUGGCCAAACAAGAUGACUGGAAACCCUAUGAGGCGCAAUCAGAGCCUUUAUUGCCAAUACCAUCAGGACCAGCGACACACUACGGAGGAUUGUAGAAAUUUGCGGAACCAUUUGGACCAGCUGGUCCGAAAAGGAAAGUUGAAGCAGCUUUUGCAUCAUUUCAGUGGCCAGGGGAGUCAGACAGGUUCGGAACCCCAAAGAGAGAUGCUUCUUCAAGACUCCUCUCGGAACGAUCAAUGUCAUCUUUGCUGCUCUAGGGAGGAGUGGUUCUUGUCCCUCCAGAGUGAUGUUUGUGGCUCGGCUGUCCGCUGA